AUGCCUUUGGCAUACGCCAAUGGCACCGUAAACGGCAUGCCUGUGCCAAUUAUCGAAACGAGCAACAUUAUAAAACGUCCUGAAGGGGGCUGUUCGCUUCAGGUCGGAGAAGGUUGGUACCAAGCUGUCGCGUCCUGUUAUUCUUCUGAGCCUAACCAACUGAUCACCGAAUGUAUAGGAACUUAUAUUCUUAGGGAUGAUCUGCUCCUCGCGACUCCACCGCCUCAUCCAUCCGAAGCUCCUGUUGUUAGCACAAACCCAUUGGCUACGAUUCCCCACCCUCCAACAUCUGGCGUUAAGCUAUCAUUAGUCGUUGUCCAACCUCGCAAAACUAUGCCUCAACUUUACAAAGUAAAGACGUCUCUGAGUGGGACGUCAGACCUUCAGAGCAUCAGGGAAAGCGAUAAUGAAGUCCGGCCAACAUCUAAUACAUCGGAGGCUUGUGGAUCGGUACCUGCGUUUGGAGAGGGAAGCCUCGCACUCGCGACGAAUAUAGGCAAGGAGGGACCUGGCUUAAAGCGGCGUAAACCCAAGAACAAUAUCCUCAAAAGUAGUUCAACUUUCGUUUCUCGUGUUAUUACUCACGAUACGGCAGCGAAGAGACUGGCAGAGAGAAGCCCAGAUGGCAUCUAUGCAUUCGCAAAUAUAAAUCGUGCUUUUCAAUGGCUGGACUUGAGCUCCAGAAUAAAGCAGGAACCUCUUACCAAGAUCCUUUUCACAAAGGCGCACAUGCUUUGCCACGAUGUGAACGAGUUGACGAAAAGCACAACACACUUGGAUGUGAUUAUGGGCUCUUCUGUGGGGGAUAUCAUGUGGUAUGAGCCACUUCAGCAAAAGUAUGCUCGCAUCAACAAGAAUGGCGUCAUCAAUAAUUCUCCAGUAAUCCAGAUCCGAUGGAUUCCUGGCUCAGAACACCUGUUUCUGGCAGCCCAUGCAGAUGGCACCCUUAUUGUCUAUGAUAAGGAGAAGGAAGAUGCUCCAUUUGUCCCUGAAUCUACAGAUAUUAGUCCCCCUAAAGCUGCCGAUGAGAAAAAACCCCAUAAUUCAAGUCAACCAUUGAUCAUUUUAAAGUCUGUCAAUUCGAAGAACCAGAAAACCAAUCCGGUUGCCUGCUGGAAGCCGUCGAACCACCGCAUCAAUAAUAUUGCUUUUUCCCCCGAUAGUAGGCAUCUGGCCGUCGUUUUGGAGGAUGGAUCACUCCGGAUAAUUGAUUAUUUAAAAGAACAAGUCCUUGACACGUUCACGAGUUACUAUGGAGGAAUGCUCUGCGUUUGCUGGUCUCCAGACGGCAAGUAUAUUUUAACCGGAGGCCAAGAUGACCUUGUCUCCAUUUGGUCACUCCCUGAACGCAAAAUUGUCGCCCGCUGUCAGGGCCACCACUCCUGGGUCUCCUACGUGGCUUUCGAUCCUUGGCGAUGUGAUGAACGGACUUACAGGUUCGGCAGCGUUGGAGAUGACUGCCGACUGCUCCUCUGGGAUUUCAGUGUUGCGAUGCUCCAUAGGCCAAAGGCGGAGACGGAGGAUAUGCCUACUUUCCACCCGGUUGAGCCUAGAGCGAGGACUGCACAACUACCUCCAAUAAUGUCCAAGGUAAUUGGUGAAGAUCCCAUUUGUUGGCUAGGAUUUCUUGAGGAUUGCAUUAUCACCUCUUCACUUGAAGGCCACAUCCGUACCUGGGAUCGACCGCGAGAAAGCGUGAGUGAAGGCGUUCCUAAUACGACAGUCUCUGGUUCAGAACAGGCAGGUGGCGCGGGGGACAUUGCUCGGCCAGGAUCGUACGAUUCUCACGGCGGCUAG
Messenger RNA from Histoplasma capsulatum G186AR, 1797 nucleotides. RefSeq names its product catabolite repression protein creC. Gene Ontology annotation, biological process: carbon catabolite repression of transcription. NCBI's taxonomy places the organism in Eukaryota, Fungi, Ascomycota, Eurotiomycetes, Onygenales, Ajellomycetaceae. Gene Ontology annotation, cellular component: cell division site; nucleus; cell tip. The transcript is spliced from 5 exons. The record is from RefSeq and is a predicted model, not a curated record. Gene Ontology annotation, molecular function: protein binding. Bases 1 to 1797 code for a protein of 598 amino acids.